CUUCACGUCCCGAAAGCACUUGGAUUUGCUUCCAUGGUAAAGGAAGGCGCUCGUGCUUAUUCAGGCCGAGAGGAGCAGUAUACCGGAACAUAUACGCCUGUAAGGUGCGCUCGGAAUGAACAAAAUGAUCAUCAAUCACAUCGAGAAGCAGUUCGUCACUUCCUAUGCGGGCACCAUCAGGGAUGUCGAACAACCGGCAGCCAAACUAAUGAUCCAGGUCAGCCAGAUGCAGGAAGCCCAAAUGGGAGAUGUUUUCCAUCUUCGUGGUGGUGUUUUGCGGGGCGUUGCUGGAGGCCGCUUAAGAGCUGCUUUGAUUGGGAGUGAUGAUAUUACCGAAGGGUAUGAGAGAGCCCUGGAUCUGGCUUUGGAAGCUCUACCAAGUCUGGUUACAGUGCAAAGAUGACGACCGUUUCGCCAAACACAUGACGAAACACGGGCGCAUAUUUGGUUUCAUUCGUCAGGUUGAUGACUACAUUCUGGAGGAACCGAGUUUCGCCGUGCGUUUGGACUACCGUCCCGAUUACGCCAGAACGUUGGUGUACGUGCGGAACGUGUCACCCCAUUCGGUGUUGCGACUCAGCAUGGCCUACAUCCACCUGGCAGACGGUCACAUGAAGAUGCUGAUUGAAAGCGAGAUGCGCCUUCCUUGGGGUACGGUUUCAAAGUUUUGCUUCGACAGUUGCCUGCUUUCGGAGCUGGAUAGAAGCUACGGACUGAUAUUGGUUGGACUGGCGGACUCAAAGACAGAAAUAUUGGAACUUUACCACCUGCAAGUGACCGUGUUGAGUCAUUUCGUGAAAGAGCAGCUAAUUUUGAAGAAACCAACGAUUCAUUGUCCGCCGUUGAAUCAGUAUCCGGUACCGAUGUUGAUCAAACAGUUGUUCAAGCACGACUUUUCAACGAAAUCUAAAUUUGAUGGCGCGAAGCAACUGCUGGAUCAGUUGGCUAAAUUCAAGGAAGAGGCCUUGAAUAAGGGGAACUAUAUUAAAUAUUUAACUGUACUGAACCAGAUAGAGGACUUUGAUAUUCAAAUGGAAUAUACUAAGUACAAAAUCGAUGAAGCUAGACUAGUGCCCGGAAUUUCAGAGAAGUACUAUCGUUUGUCGAUCGAUCAAUUUCAAACAGCACCCACCCUUUUGAAUGAUGACUGCACAGUAAGGAUAAUCAUUCCCAGCGAGUUCGAACCCCGUAGCUUCCUAGAAACUAUCCAUGAGAUCAAUCCAGAUUACAUGUUGAUUCAUAGCAGUGGAGGUUUUGAGGAAGGUGGUGCGUAUCGUCGCAGGCCCGACUACGAAUAUCCGGAAGGCGGUGCAUCAUACGAGGAAAAUUCAUCGUACGGCUAUGGUGGAAGUGGAAGACCGUUCCGCGGCCGUGGAGGAUUCCGCGGACGUGGUGGUUUCCGUGUCGGUUUUUAUCGUGAUGGCCCACCGCACCACGGGGACAAUGAUGAAUGGCGUCGAUCAGGAGUCGAUGGCAAAUAUGAUUCACGCCGUCGUUCGUGA
This is a messenger RNA of Armigeres subalbatus, 1502 nucleotides long. RefSeq lists its product as uncharacterized. Lineage: Eukaryota; Metazoa; Arthropoda; Insecta; Diptera; Culicidae. The transcript is spliced from 4 exons. The coding region runs from base 324 to 1502 and encodes 392 amino acids. The record is from RefSeq and is a predicted model, not a curated record.